Messenger RNA from Syngnathoides biaculeatus (alligator pipefish), 2140 nucleotides. RefSeq names its product TraB domain containing (gene trabd). The record is from RefSeq and is a predicted model, not a curated record. The coding region runs from base 121 to 1209 and encodes 362 amino acids. Lineage: Eukaryota; Metazoa; Chordata; Actinopteri; Syngnathiformes; Syngnathidae. The transcript is spliced from 10 exons.
AAAUAUGAAUAAACAGUUUGGUGUAUUAAUAACUACAUUGUCCAUAAUGCAAUGCGCUCACGAGCCUAGGACUGCGACGGCAGUGGCGAGAAGACGUUUGUUCAUUUGUAAAACUUCGAGAUGGAUCAAGACAAUUCUGAGGAUGAGUCUUUAGGCCCAUCAGAGGAUCCUUCAGAAGAGGCACCACCAUGUCUUCCUCCAGGACUUUUGGACAGUGAAGCAAUGGAACUACUGUGGCAAUAUCGAGCCCAGCGUCGCCAGUCAUCACCUGAACUCCCAGAGACUGUGACUCGUCUUAUUUCCCCCGAUGGCAGCCUGUUGUACCUGGUGGGGACUGCCCAUUUCAGUGACAGCAGCAAAAGAGAUGUGGCUACGACGAUCCGUGCUGUACAGCCCGAUGUGGUGGUUGUGGAAUUGUGCCAGUACAGGGUGUCCAUGCUGAAGAUGGAUGAGAAUACAUUGCUGAGGGAAGCCAAAGAGAUAAACCUUGAAAAGGUCCAGCAGGCCAUCAAGCAGAAUGGCUUGAUGUCUGGCUUGAUGCAGAUUCUCCUGCUCAAAGUUUCCGCUCACAUCACUGAGCAGCUUGGCAUGGCUCCCGGAGGGGAGUUCAGGGAAGCCUUCAAAGAGGCCGGACGCGUGCCAUUCUGCAAGUUUCAUCUUGGAGACAGGCCCAUCCCUGUGACGUUCAAGAGGGCCAUAGCUGCUCUCAGCCUAUGGCAGAAGGCUCGUCUUGCCUGGGGUCUUUGUUUCCUUUCAGACCCAAUCAGCAAAGAGGAUGUAGAAAAAUGUAAACAAAAGGACCUGCUUGAACAGACCAUGUCAGAGAUGAUUGGAGAGUUUCCAGCUCUUCACCAGACCAUAGUGGCUGAGAGGGACAUCUACCUCACGCACACGCUGCGCCAGGCUACACGCUGUGUCGAAGCUCCCCCUAACGCCCAUAAAGUGCCUGCUGUCGUAGUGGGAGUUGUCGGAAUGGGUCAUGUCCCAGGCAUUGAAAGAAACUGGGAUAAACAUCUCAACAUCAAUGAAAUCAUGAGUGUUGCACCCCCAUCUCAGUUUGGAUGGGUUUUGCACACGGUCGUGAAAGGUGUCAUGAUGGGAAUGCUGGGAUAUGUCUGCUACCGUGCUGGAAGGAGUUUGGUUCGAGCUCUGUUGUCUUCAUCUGCAGUCUCAUCAGUUGUGGACAAUCUACGACCAUCUCCUGUUUGACCUCACAGGUCAGCUGAGAGAUAUCACAGACCGACUCAUUAGAUUCAUGAAAACCGUGCAUCUUUUACCUAUGGCCUUAAAACAAGUUGUGGCUGAAAGGAAGGGUUGCCAACCCUUAAGGAACUCAGGGUGGCACCACAUCUUGUGGUGCGCCAGUGGAUAUUCAAGGGCUUUACUGCCAAAGAAACCUACACAGGAUUAUGUCAUUUUGUGAAAAGGCUUUAUUCUGUUAAGUUGAAAAAAUAAUACUGUGGUUUGAAUGCUUCAAAGUUUACUACUUUUUAAAGAUUGAGGGAAUUUAUUUUUAAUGGGUACUCAAAUCCAUAAGGAAUCAUCUUCAGCCAAAUGCCCCGGCAAUAAUUCCAUAUGAUUUUUCGCUUUCCUUAGCCCAUUCUCUUGCCACUUUAUGGUUGGCUAUCAUUUUAUAUGUAUUGCAAUGAAAUGAACUAUAAUACCAAAUGCAAAAAUACCAUGUUUUUUUUUUUCUUGCAACUUGCUUUUAAAUUUUGGGAUGAGUGAGUUAUGUGAUUAAAUUCCUACAAAAUUAUUUAUUUGGCAUAUAUUUGUAGACUUUGAUUGACAUUCAAAGUUUUCCAAGUUCACAGUCUUGCUUAUGCUUAAAAGUGCCUCUCAAUGCUUCAACAAGUACCAGUAUGUGAUUUUUUUUUCGUUUGUUUUAUAUACUGUCUUGUUUCUAAAGGGCAUAUUUUGGUUAUAAAAUGGUUAUUUUAAAUGUAGACUUAAGAUCUGAUACAUAGAUUUCAAUAUAACCAGUGCCAUAGCCCCUACAUUCAAUUGCACAUCAUUGCAGGUAAGGCUUAUUUAUGUUCCUCAGGGUUAGUAAUGUAAUGUAUUAAUAGUAAUCCUCAUCAUUGUCACCAUCACAGACCAAGAGGACUAUUAAAAUAAAGUGCCCAGAUUUUGGCAUUGA